Molecule: messenger RNA, 3522 nt
Organism: Hyposmocoma kahamanoa
Lineage: Eukaryota; Metazoa; Arthropoda; Insecta; Lepidoptera; Cosmopterigidae
Gene: Ocrl
Product: type II inositol 1,4,5-trisphosphate 5-phosphatase
Exons: 2
Coding region: 134-2716 (860 amino acids)
Biological process (GO): signal transduction; phosphatidylinositol dephosphorylation
Cellular component (GO): membrane
Molecular function (GO): inositol phosphate phosphatase activity; phosphatidylinositol-4,5-bisphosphate 5-phosphatase activity
Source: RefSeq, a predicted model, not a curated record
UUUUUUUGGAUGAUACAGGACUAAUAUUGCUGGUAGCGGUUGUUGUUCUAUUAGAUUGUGUUGCUCUAGAGGGGCCGUACUUAAAACACCUGCAUUUGAUUUGGAGACAGGAGGGCGAAGUUUACAGCCUUCCAUGUUUCCGUACAAAAUGAAUCACGAGGAAAUAAAGUGCGUGGUGCAGGAAAAAUUUCUGUCCAGUGAGAGAGUGACGGCGUUUCUGUGUGACGCCAAAGUGCUGCACCCAGAAUGGGUGAAGAAGGACAGACUCCUUGCUAUCGUCGAGUGCGGAGAUGAAAAAUGUGUUUUCUGUCUUCACACCUCUUGUUACCCGCCUAAAUCCUUUACCGACUUAUCUAUUGAAAUAGUGUUGCCUAUUGACGUCACAUUCAAAUGCGAGAUAGACAACAAACCAUCAGAUCCGGAGGCCGUCCUUUACUUAAAUCUACAGUCUCGUAAUCAUAAGUACAAAUUCGAAAUUCAAAUGACUCCACGGGUGGACAACUUUGUGGAUGACUUGUUUCGAGGGAUAGAAGCAGUGAACAAGGUUGCUACAGAACCAAAAUUCUUGUGGUUAAAAAAAUACACUGGGAAAAAGGAAGAUGAUGUCAUUGCCCAAACAAUGGCCCUACCCAGGAUUGCUAUGUCGAAUACGCAUGGCUCUGCACCUGUGGCCAUCAGAGAAAGCCUCAUUAAACGCAAGAUGGCAGAUAAGGAACAAGAUUACACAUUCACCAAGAAGUUCACAGUAUUUUGUGGUACAUGGAAUGUGAAUGAUAAAUCUCCAGUGAUUCCCCUGAAGGGUUGGUUGCAUGUUGACAAGGAACCUCCUGACAUAUACGCUAUAGGUUUCCAAGAGCUGGAUUUGUCUAAAGAGACAUUUCUCUUUGACCAAACGCCAAGGGAAAAAGAAUGGUAUGAUGCUGUAGUCAGCAACUUGGAUCCAAGAGCUAAAUAUGUACGAGUCGAGCGAGUGAGGUUGGUUGGUAUGAUGCUUAUAGUUCUUAUCAAAGAGAAACAUAAGUCCCAUGUAAAAAAUGUUGUAUGUUCUACAGUGGGCACUGGCAUAAUGGGGAAGAUGGGUAACAAAGGAGGCGUGAGCAUAAGGUUUGAUCUCCACAGCACAUCUUUAUGUUUUGUAAACUCCCAUUUUGCUGCCCACGUGGAGGAGUAUGAACGGAGGAAUCAAGACUUUAGGAACAUUUGUUACAGGACUGAGUUUGAAUUGCAACCAAACCAGCCUCCAAAGCUAAUCAAAGAUCACGAUCAGAUAUACUGGCUUGGAGAUCUCAACUACAGAAUAACAGAAAUGGAUCCAAACAGAGUAAAAAGACUGCUUAAUGAGAAUCAUUUUGCACCUGUCCUGGAAAUGGAUCAGCUAAAACAGCAGCACAAGAACAACCACGUGUUUGCUGGGUACACUGAGGGCUACAUCACUUUCAAGCCCACAUAUAAAUAUGACCCCGGAACAGACAAUUGGGAUUCUAGCGAGAAGAACCGUGCACCAGCUUGGUGUGACCGAAUAUUUUGGAAAGGUGAGAAUAUAACACAAUUAGUGUACAGAAGUCAUCCAUCACUAAACAUCAGUGACCAUAAACCAGUUUCUGCAUUAUUCAAUACUGCAAUAAAAAUUAUAAAUGAAGAUAAAUACAGGAAAGUGUACGAAGAAGUAAUUAAACAGUUGGAUAAACUCGAAAAUGAACUGAUACCACAAGUUAAAGUUGAUGUAACAGAACUAGAUUUUGGUACAGUACGAUACUUAGAGCUACAAGUGCGUACUAUUUCAAUUAAAAAUGUUGGGAAAUUACCGGUGGAGUUUGAAUUCAUCAAGAAAUUAGAUGAAACAAGUUUCUGUAAAGAGUGGUUAAUUGUUGAACCAUACAAGAAAUGUAUCAGUGCUGAUGAAUCAUGUGAAAUACAGUUAAAAGUGCUAAUUAACAAAACAUCAGCUUGUAAAAUGAAUGCAGGAAUAGACAAACUGUAUGACAUUUUAGUGUUACACCUGUAUGGUGGUAAAGAUAUUUUUAUAACAGUAAAUGGUACAUACCAAAGAAGCUGUUUUGGUUGUUCUAUUGAAGUCCUGGUGAACUUGAAUUUGCCAAUUUGCAAGGUGCCAGCUGGGAAGCUAAUCGAGCUUGAGGGCAAGAGGGAUCAAUGUGUUGCAAAUCAUUCAACAUAUUCCAUACCCAAAGAAAUUUGGUUCUUGGUUGACCACAUUUAUUUACAUGGAUUAAAAGAAGCAAAUCUCUUUGAGCAGCCAGGGUUGCAUUGUGAGGUUUUGCAAAUAAGAGACUGGCUUGACAGUGGGUCAGUGGACCCCAUUCCAGGAAGCAUCCACUCAGUUGCCGAGGCCCUUUUGCUGCUACUAGAGAGUACAGCAGACCCAAUCAUUCCAUACAACCUGCAGUCAGUGUGUUUGAGAGCAUCGGCCAACUAUUUACAGUGUAAACAAAUAAUUAUGGAAUUGCCAGAAUUUAGGAAAAAUGUUUUCCUCUAUCUGUGUGAGUUCUUGCAAGAAGCCUUACAGCACAGUGCAGAUAAUGGCCUGGAUGCUAAAACACUGUCCACACUGUUUGGGGCAAUUUUUCUAAGAGAUAAUCCGAACCAGAUGCAGGAGCCACAGUCUAAGAUUAACAAGCAAGUCACAGACAAGACGAAGGCCCAAUUUGUAUACCACUUUUUAGUAAAUGAUCACAGUGACUUAAUAUUUUCUAGAUAAUUUAAUUGAUAUGGUACUAAAUCUAGUUAUUUAAGUUGGUUAAAUACUCAAAACAUUCUUUUUAUUUUAGUAUUAUUAACAACAACAAAAAUUAAUUUAUUUUAAUUUUAGACAUAAAUAUGACCAUUCAGUCAUUAGAGGAAAGGCAACACGCCCAUGUUAUGAUUUCAUCUUUGACUAUAAGCAAAUUUAAGUAUAGUGACAUAUUUUGUAUAUUCAUUACCAUAAAUGAUAAAAAUAUCAACAAUUUAUAAUUUUCUAAGUAGACAUGAAAUGCUUAGUAGAACAGUAUUAUUCAUCGAAAUAUUUACCAUUAGUGGCCAAUCAAUGUUAAAAAAAAGUUUUAGCAAGGUUUUCAUCUUAUUUUGUAUAAUAAUUUUGAUUCAGUUGUGUAACAACUUUUGUCUUAUUUAUUGUUAUUGUCAUUGACACUUUUUUGUCAAAAAUGCAUUGUUAAACUUGAUGCAAUUACAAAUAAAUUACGCAAGCCUAAGUGACGGAGCUUUUUUAUUAGCAAUUUUAUAAAAAUUUCAUAUAAGUAUGUUAUACCUACUUACAACACUUCAAUUCAUUAACAUAUAUAUAUCUUAAACGGCCCAUUCACUACCUGCAUGGCAGGCCGCCGCGCAGGCAGGAGACUGUUCACAUCUAUCCUGUGUACGGCCCACGUAUGAAGUCUCGCAGGACGCAUUGAUGGAUGGCUUGCACGCUGCGACUACAUUCAUAUUCCUGCAUUACGCGGCGGAUGGCGUCAAGGCGGACUGCAAUGCAGGCUAAUGAAAUUUACAUAAAAUUUCCCACGAAUC